AUGAAACUGUUGAAGUUUCCAUCUCUUGUCCAGCAGCAAAUAUUUGGAUUCAUCGAGUUUAAUAAUCUUCUAGUUCUAUCUUUCUGCUCCAAACGAACAAGAUAUUUGAUUCAAUCUCUACAAAGAUAUCAAUGGAUGAACAUUAAAUUUGUGAAAUAUUCUAUUGAUGAAAAUGACAAAAUCUAUGUUAGUGUGAGAUCCGAAACGAUAAACGGGUUCUUCAUUUUAUCACCAAUUACACCGAAACAGCCGGUCAUUACUCCGAUGGAUGUGUUUGGAAUGGGACCAGAGAUUCCUAUCUGUGUGCAUCCCAGAUAUUUCGGAAACCAAUAUCUCUACGACAAAGAGCAGAAGCACCUAGUUGUCCAUGGAAUUCAUGAUUAUCUGUAUGCAUUUUUCGGAUCGUCGAUUGACUAUGAGGUUGAAUCAGUGGGAAACGAAUUGCCACCAAGUCUGAAAAACAUCAAUCGAACUUGCAUUAAUGUACCUAAAAACACGACAGCGGAAGAGUUGGAAGCAUGUUUCACCGCUUCUCCAAAUCAAGAAUACAUUGAAAUUGACGGACAUUUCAAUGGAAUUCUCAGUACGAACUCUGUGAUUUAUGGAGCUAAACACUUGAGAGUAUAUUUCAAAGGAAAUCAUGGAGAUGAGAUUCUACUUCGCUUUAGAGGUGCCCGACUCCAAUUUCAUUCAACGAAAUUUCAUGAUUCUACCAUCUCUCAAUUUCUAAAAGAGUGGAAGUCAAACCAAGGGUUCCAAAACUUGAAGUCUCUAUCAAUUGGAUCUGAUUGGAAAAACAACUACAACGCUCCAAAGCUAUUGAAAGAUAUCGAUGUGAAACAGCUGGAUCAAGCAGAAGAUAUUGUUCAUAUUUCUUGGCAAAUGAGCUGCUCAUAUUACCGUCCGGAGAGGUUGUUCUCAGAGUUACCCUCAAAGUCGGGGAAGGUCGGGUUUGACUACUUGAUAAGAGACGGUGAUGGAGAAAAAGCUUCUGUAUUCAUAGAGGAUCAUGAUGUUUGCUUCGCUCUCUGGAAAGGAAACUCGUCUGUAAUGGAAACUAUUGAUCGUUGA
Messenger RNA from Caenorhabditis remanei, 1071 nucleotides. RefSeq lists its product as uncharacterized. The transcript is spliced from 3 exons. Gene Ontology annotation, molecular function: protein binding. Gene Ontology annotation, biological process: embryo development. NCBI's taxonomy places the organism in Eukaryota, Metazoa, Nematoda, Chromadorea, Rhabditida, Rhabditidae. The record is from RefSeq and is a predicted model, not a curated record. Bases 1 to 1071 code for a protein of 356 amino acids.